Messenger RNA from Monomorium pharaonis (pharaoh ant), 2000 nucleotides. It is a transcript of the gene Syx16, whose product is annotated as syntaxin-16. The coding region runs from base 132 to 1106 and encodes 324 amino acids. The transcript has 5 exons. Gene Ontology annotation, biological process: intracellular protein transport; vesicle fusion; vesicle-mediated transport. NCBI's taxonomy places the organism in Eukaryota, Metazoa, Arthropoda, Insecta, Hymenoptera, Formicidae. Gene Ontology annotation, molecular function: SNARE binding; SNAP receptor activity. Gene Ontology annotation, cellular component: endomembrane system; SNARE complex; membrane. The record is from RefSeq and is a predicted model, not a curated record.
AAGACCAGGUGAUCAGCUGUUUAAAGAUGACAGCUGAUCCGGUGUGCGGUGCGUAGCGCGGCGCGAUUUGUGGUGGAAUGAUUACGAGACACAUCGCGUUUUGAUAAGGAGGAGGAGAUAACAGUUGAAAAAUGGCUACGAGAAACUUAACCGAGCCCUUCGUUUUAAUGCGAAACAACGCUCUGCAGAGUAGACACAUUUACGCCGAACAGAAUCUUACCGAUCGUGUAGCACUGGUGGAAUCAGACUCCGGUGCAUCCGAUAAUGUUGAAUUGAAAGGGGUGAGCGUGGACAGUGGUGCACCACCUGCAUGGGCAGAUGCUUUGGAGGAGACGCAGUACAUCCUAAGUAGAUUACGAGUGAAGAUAGAUAGUCUGGUCGAACUGCACUCUAAACAGUUAACCAGACCCACUCUGGACGAUACAUCUCAGGAGGAAAGACAAAUGGAACAAUUGACACGAGAGAUUGGACGUGCGUUUUCCAGUGGCUAUAGACAAGUACAAACAAUUAAGUCAACUGGUAGGCAUGAAACUAAGCCUGCGGAACGUCGGUUGGCUGCCAGUGCAGUUAUGGCCCUUUCGACCGCCUUACAGGAAUUAGGUCUUCGAUACAGAGCUGCACAGAAUCAUUAUUUGACACAAGUGAAAUCGAGAGAAGAAAGGAAUAACCAGUUUUUCGCAGAGGACCAGUCUCUUUUAGAUAACAUUGCAACCGAUUCCUGGUUGACUGAAUCGAAUGAGGCAGCUGGUAAUUACUGGCAAAGAAAUGAGCAGAGACAGGACUCAGUUUUAUUGCAAUUAGAGGAACCUGAGGAUAGGAUGAAAUUAGCAAUGGAAAGGGAGGAACAGAUUGGAAAUAUAGUUCAAAGUAUAGGAGACUUAAAAUAUAUUUUUAAGGAUCUUGCAGUAAUGGUACAGGAUCAGGGUACCAUUUUAGAUCGCAUCGAUUACAAUAUCGAGCAAACGCAAGUACAAGUACAAGAGGGUUAUAAACAAUUAAGAAAAGCAGAUUCGUAUCAGAAGGCCAAUAAAAAAUUAUACUGCAUCGUGAUUCUCGCGGCUGCUAUUAUAUUACUUAGCUUCUUAUUCGUUAUAUUUAAGACAUAGAAUCAACUCUAUAAUUAGAAUAAAAUUAACGUAAAUAUAUAUUGAUUAUACUUGUUGGUAUUCAUCAUCAUCGUGUUCCUUAAAAUGAAAAACAUCUUUACAGAGAGUUUGUUGUAUAUAAUGAUGGAAAGCUAUUUUUUAAAAUAGUACAUACAAUUUUUCUCAAGUGUUAUUGUCAAGAAUAUAAGAUUAUGACAAACGACUGUUCGAAUCAUCUGUUCGUUGGGUAAUAUGAUAGAAAUAAUCAACUAUAAAUGUGACAUUAAUGUUUUUAAUCAAUGUUAAUUUUUUGCUCUUGCUUGUAUAAAUUAGUUUUGAAACAAUUCUCCUCAUAAUAACCUCGUAACACUUGUAAUUUUAUCUAGAUGAUUCUUCCGUGUACUUUAAUUCUCCUAAUGUAUACCAGAGUGAUUGCAAAAAAUAAUAGGUUUAGAAAAGAAUAAUUUAUUUACCUCACUUAACUGUAUAUUUUUUAUAGCGAUAAAUUAUAAAUUAUUUUUAUUUACGUGUAAUAACAUAGAAAGAUAGAAGAAAAUACGGUUUAACUUUUUAUAUCUAUAUUGUAAACUGUUCUGUGUACAUCCAAUUGUUAAAUGAACAUUCUAUAAUAAAACAAUGAUCAAGUCAUACUUAUUCUUUUUUUUACGUAUACAUAUACAGAAUGUUCUAUAAGAUAUUACAAUUUUUUUUUUCAAAACAAGAUUCUUUUCUGAAUCACUAAAGACUUUUAUAUGAUAAACGGGAUUGUCCAUUGCCGUUCCUUCAGGAUAGGCAGGCGAUGAUCUCUUUUACUUUUGAUUUAAAUAAAAAUCAUAUACUACUUCUUAUAUAAAUCGGUUCCUCGUUCUGCAUGUAAAAAUAUGUAUCUACCAAAUAUAAUGUGCUCAAGAUUUA